This is a messenger RNA of Medicago truncatula (barrel medic), 799 nucleotides long. Its product is annotated as dynein light chain LC6, flagellar outer arm. Gene Ontology annotation, cellular component: cytoplasmic dynein complex. The coding region runs from base 126 to 509 and encodes 127 amino acids. The transcript has 2 exons. The record is from RefSeq and is a predicted model, not a curated record. Gene Ontology annotation, molecular function: dynein intermediate chain binding. Gene Ontology annotation, biological process: microtubule-based process. NCBI's taxonomy places the organism in Eukaryota, Viridiplantae, Streptophyta, Magnoliopsida, Fabales, Fabaceae.
UAGAUAAACUUGCUUAUUCUAUAUCCUUAUCAAAAAAAUUCGGGUUAUGUGCUACUUUCCAUAAGCUGCCAAAUUCCUUAAUCAUUCAUUCAAUUCAAAAUGAACUAAGUGUGUAUCAUUGUUGAAUGAUGAGCUACAUUUUUUUUGUAUAUAUACACACAACAAUAACAAUUGAGAGAACUAGAAAUCAUUUAUCAUUUGUGGAUUUUCAAAGAAAGCAACAUAAGAUGUUGGAAGGAAAAGGUGUGGUGGAAGAAACAGAUAUGCCUUUGAAGAUGCAAAUUCAAGCUAUGUCAUAUGCUUCUCAAGCCCUUGAUCUCUAUGAUGUGUGUGAUUGUAGAUCAAUUGCUGGUUAUAUCAAGAAGGAGUUUGAUAAGAAUUAUGGAAGUAGGUGGCAAUGUGUAGUAGGUUCCAAUUUCGGGUGCUUUUUUAGCCAUACACCAGGGACCUUUAUAUAUUUUUCUCUUGAGACCCUUAAAUUUCUAAUCUAUAAGGGAGCCUCCUCUUGAUUUUACUAGUGGAUUGUUCUCCAUGAGCUGAAGUUCAAUGUAUGAUCAUUAACCAACUGUUUUUUCAUUAUGAAAGGGUGUGACAAAUGGGAAAGGGUGUACAUCCUCUACUUUAAUCAAGUGGAGCUUUUAGAUCUUAUAUUCUUCCAUCUCAAGUUUAUUAAUCAAUCCACAACAAAAUUUUGUUUGUAUUUCAUUCAUUCAAUUAAGUUAUUUAUUUUUCUUUUUGAUGUGUGUAAUGUAUGUGAUUAAGAUACAUGAGAUUUAUUUAAGAUAUUAAUUUUUAAUGA